AUGCCAGCCCCCAUCAGAUUGAGGGAGCUAAUCCGGACUAUCCGGACAGCCAGGACUCAGGCUGAGGAACGAGAGAUGAUACAGAAGGAAUGUGCUUCAAUUCGUUCUUCAUUCAGAGAAGAAGAUAACUACCGUUGUCGAAAUGUGGCAAAACUAUUGUAUAUGCAUAUGCUAGGAUAUCCUGCACACUUUGGACAGCUGGAGUGCCUAAAACUGAUAGCCUCACAGAAAUUUACAGACAAACGAAUUGGUUAUCUAGGUGCAAUGUUACUGCUUGAUGAACGGCAAGAUGUCCACUUGCUCAUGACAAAUUGUAUUAAAAAUGAUUUGAAUCAUAGUACUCAAUAUGUCCAAGGUUUGGCACUCUGCACACUUGGCUGCAUGGGAUCAUCGGAGAUGUGCAGAGAUCUUGCAGGAGAAGUGGAAAAAUUACUAAAGACAUCCAACUCCUACCUAAGAAAAAAGGCAGCAUUGUGUGCAGUGCAUGUAAUUAGGAAAGUGCCUGAACUCAUGGAAAUGUUUCUGCCAGCUACAAAAAAUCUGCUGAAUGAAAAAAAUCAUGGUGUCCUUCACACAUCUGUCGUACUUCUCACUGAAAUGUGUGAGCGAAGUCCUGACAUGUUGGCACACUUCAGGAAAUUGGUUCCUCAGCUUGUUCGGAUCCUGAAAAACCUUAUCAUGUCUGGCUACUCACCAGAACAUGAUGUCUCUGGCAUUAGUGAUCCUUUUCUUCAGGUUCGAAUAUUGCGGUUAUUACGAAUGUUAGGAAGAAAUGAUGAUGACUCAAGUGAAGCUAUGAAUGACAUCCUUGCACAGGUUGCAACAAACACAGAAACCAGCAAAAAUGUGGGUAAUGCAAUUUUAUAUGAAACCGUUUUGACUAUUAUGGACAUCAAGUCAGAGAGUGGACUGAGGGUAUGUAGCAUAAGUUUUAGCCAUCAAUAUCUUGGGCGAUUCUUGCUAAACAAUGACAAAAAUAUUAGGUAUGUGGCACUAACAUCGCUGCUCAAAACUGUCCAAACAGAUCAUAAUGCAGUCCAAAGACACAGAAGUACAAUAGUGGAUUGUUUGAAGGACUUGGAUGUAUCAAUUAAAAGGCGUGCAAUGGAGCUGAGCUUUGCUCUUGUAAAUGGAAAUAACAUUAGAGGAAUGAUGAAGGAAUUGCUCUAUUUCCUGGAUUUAUGUGAUCCUGAAUUCAAAGCAGAUUGCGCAUCUGGCAUCUUUCUUGCAGCAGAGAAGUAUGCACCAUCUAAGAGAUGGCACAUAGACACAAUAAUGAAGGUCUUAACAACGGCUGGAAGUUAUGUACGAGAUGAUGCGGUGCCUAACUUGAUCCAGUUGAUAACCAACAGUGUUGAAAUGCAUGCCUAUACAGUACAGAAACUUUACAAAGCUGUCCUGGAAGAUAUCUCUCAGCAACCUCUUGUACAAGUGGGUGCUUGGUGCAUGGGAGAGUAUGGUGACCUUUUAGUUUCUGGCCAAUGUGAAGAAGAGGAGCCUAUUCAGGUGACAGAAGAUGAAGUUAUGGAUGUAUUAGAAAACGUACUACAGUCUAACAUGUCAACCUCUGUAACAAGGGGCUAUGCUCUCACUGCAAUUAUGAAACUAAGCACAAGAUUUACUGUAAAUGUGAAUCGAAUCAAGAAGAUCAUAUCUAUCUAUGGAAGCAGCAUAGAUGUGGAACUUCAGCAAAGGGCUGUUGAAUAUAAUGCACUUUUCAAAAAAUUUGAUCACAUGAGGUCUGCACUGCUGGAGCGAAUGCCUAUAAUGGAGAAGAUAACAACUAAUGGGCCUACAGAAAUUGCACAGACUAAUGGAGAGGCAGAACCCAUAAUAGUGGAUACUAAAUUAGCAUCUAGUACCACUCAGCCUUCUAGCCAGGCCAAUGACUUACUGGAUUUGCUUGGGGGAAGUGAUGUGACACCAGUGAUUCAGACCCUCCCACCCAGUAAACCAAACUCAGUUGGAGGAGAACUUUUGGAUCUGCUAGGAGGGCUGGAUUUAUCAGGGGGUAGCAUGCCAUUAAAUGUCCAAGCUCCACAAUUUCCACAGGCACCAUUUCUGUUGGAUGGUUUAGCGUCUCAGCCGGUCUUCAAUGAUCUAAGUUCAGGCAUUCCUUCCGUUACAGCAUACAGCAAAGGUGUUAAAAUUGAUUUUAACUUUGAACGUUCCAAUACGAAUCCUAAUGUAACUGUCGUUACUAUAAAUGCUACCAACUCCACAGAAGGAGACAUGACGGACUUUGUAUUUCAAGCUGCAGUACCAAAGACAUUUCAACUGCAGCUUCUUUCUCCAAGUAAUAACGUAAUUCCAGCACGAAAUGCAGGAGCUGUCACACAGGUCAUUAAAGUGCUCAAUCCACAGAAGCAACAACUUCGUAUGAGGAUCAAGAUCACGUAUAACCUCAAUGGAUCACCGGUGCAAGAUUUAGCAGAAGUAAAUAACUUCCCUCCUCAGUCAUGGCAGUGAUUUUUUUUUGUUGGAAGGCAACACCCCUCUUUUCACCCAGUGGAUUUUGGUAAAUCAUUGGGAAGAUCGUAUCCUAAGUGUGCCUACACGCACAUCUUAAUAUGAGUCUGGAAUGUGGGAUACAAAAAUAAUGAACAAUUCUGAAGAAUAUCAUGCCUACAAUUGCUAUUCAUUUUUCAAAACAUAUCCAUGUUAGUCUCUAUCAGCAACAUGCUCAUCGUUGGAGUAUCAGCCCAUGGUAUGCACUACACAUUGUUUCUGCUUUACCCUACUGAUCUUUGCAGAACUUGGAACAAUUACACAGGAGGUGUGAUCUGGUUAGUGCUACCCUAGAGUCAGUAAGAGUUCAGCGGUUUUACAAGAUUUCGGAGUCAAGAUAUCAAGAAGCCAUUUCCUCUUGUCACUCGCACAUUUAUUGGGAACUGGAGUAGAGAGCAUUAUAAAUUGAUUGGUGGGUUCUGUACUGUAAUGAUUUUCAAUUCAUUCUGGAAUGGAUCUUUCAUAAUAAAAUGUCCAAUGGUCUUCAGAAGCAUUUUUGCCCUCUUAGCAUUUACCUGUGAACAGUACAGAUUAUUAAUUGGAUAAUGACACUCAACCAAAAAUGUACUUGUACAGAUGGUCCCCAGGUUACGGCAGUGUUCUGUUCCCCUGAAUUGUUCGUAACCCGAACAGUUCUCGAGUAAGAAAUGCAGCCACCAACUGAGUUACCAGACAACAAGUGAUGCCUGUGGCUCUACAGCAGCCAGCAAAUCCAUACUGCCAGUCUCCCAAACACUUGAUCAUAUGCACAGGCUGUUUAUAAGAUGGGGAGGACCUGGAGUGGUAGGGGAUUGCUGAUGCUUGCUAACUCGGUUCAUUUUCUGAAUUUUAAUAAUGAGCGCUAAAUGUCUGAUAUUCAAGUUUAGUGGUAAACAAAGAACCUGAAGUGAAUUAUUAUUCUCCUGAUCUGAAAAACAAUAUCUCAUUUUUCAAAAACCUAAACUAGGGAAUUAGAUCUGCACAGAGAUUAGCAAACUUUUUCACUUUUCUGAACUGGCAUUUAUGAUUCAUAUUUUUUUUGUUUUGGAAGUUGAUUAUUUCUGUCAACAAAAUGUCUGCAAAACAUUAGCAAACAUUUCAGCCUCAAAGUCUGAUCCAUUUAAAAUCAAGUGACAAGGUUUCGUGUUUCCAGGACAACUUUAUGUAUAUCAUGAAAUGCCAUUUUGUUGUUAUUAUGUAACAAUUAUUUUGGAGUAAUGGACUUUAGAAAUGGCAAAAACUGAAUUUCUGCUGGAUAUAUAUUUUAGUCAUUUUGUUAAUUGGUAUCCCAUGAAUCUUCAUCAGCGAAUCCUUUGAAAAUGAACUAGAUAGGGUUUUCAAUUUCAUGGACUUAAUUGCAGAAUGGUUCUUGAUAUAUUUGCAAAUAGAUGCAUUAACUCAAAUGUAUUAAAACGAUUGGGAUUAAGUAACAAAUUUAGAAUACUUUGUAAUGGCUCUCUAAAUGAAGAGUUAUUGCAAUUCAACGCUUUACCCAACAAAUAACAAGUAUUAAAGCAAAAUGCCUAAUAAACAAACAUCAUGACCUUGCUUUUGGUGUGAAGUUUAAACUGGCUUAUAAGAUUAGUUUAAAAAAUGUUUAAGUAUCCAAAAAGAGCAGGUCACCUGCUCUGAAAAUAUUACUUCUGCUUGCUAUUUUAUUUGAUCUUUUGGUUGGUAGGAUGGGGUUAAGCAAAAUGGGUUAUUUUUAUCAGAAACAUUCGAUAGUCUUUGACGAGUCCUGAAUGUACUACAGCAGUUGAUGGUAUAUCUACUUGAUGCUCUUGCUCUUACUGCCUGCAUCUAUAAAAGUGUAACUGUUUCAGUAAACUUUACAGCAAGGGUAGGUUGAAGUUUUUAAAUUUAGGGUGCCAUAUAAAAGACGAGAACUGUUCCUGGUCUUAAAGAGGAUUAAUAUGUACAGUAACUGUUCUGCACACAGUAUCUAAGCUACAGUGUGUUUUUGUAAGCACAGUGUGAAAUCAAACUAGUUACUUGGAGCAUCGUGACUGCUUCCUGCUUACGAAACCCAGUGGUUAACUGAAUGGAAGAAUGGAUUCUCUGCUAUUAUACCUGUUGUGUUGAAAAUAACAUUUAGAGUUUAAAGUUAUCAUAUUCCUUAGUUUUAAUACAUGAAAUCAUAAUGUUGUGAUUUUCUACUUUGGUUCAUUUUGAUCUCAGAGUAAAGGAAACAUGGAAAUUGCUGGGAAUGCCUUGUUAACAUAUUUAAUUUAGAUAUUUGUGUAGGAGCAUAAAUUACAGGACAUAGCUUACCUGUUCGUAAUUAUGGAUUGUUAUUAUCUCCAUGCUUCAUUACAAUGUUAAUUAACAUUGAGCUAACUUUAUUAGUUCAGUACCAUAAUUAAAUAGGUGUGGCUGUGCCAUCUGCAUUUUAAAAAAUAUGUAUAAUUUUCUAAAAAAAGUAAAUCAAUUUUUUAACAGGCCAUUAGUAAAUUCAUAAUAUUUAAUAACCUCUAUGGCAGUGUAAAUUUGCAUUUAUAAAAAUGCAUUGAAUACAGUUAACCAGUUAGAUGGAAGUAGUUUUUGUAAUUAAUUUAAUAUGAUAAACCAUCCAUUGUCCAUUUAAAGAUUUCAGUUAAUCUGUGAUGGAAGUGGUAGUAAUUGAUUAGCUAUUAAAAUAUUGCUACUGUGUAAGAAACAUUAGGCAAAGAAAUAUGUAGCAACUUACUCCUCAUCCUCCCCUGAGUAGGUUGAUUAAUUGAUGUGUUAUGGGCUCUUACAAGUAUUGCGAUGGUUGAAGAGAUUUCCAUUAAGAUAGCAACAGUGACCUUAUUACAGAUAUGUACAGCAUGCUGGCACUUACGUUAAAUGCUGAUGACAAAUACCUUGGCACUCUUUAGAAAUUAUUUUCUAGUUUAUUGCAGACCAGGAUAUAUUUUAAGGUAGAGCGUAAAAUCAAAGUAAAAAUUUUGCAUUUGUUGAAAAUCUGAAAUAGAAAAUAUGGGAAGUAAUCAGCUGGUUGGGCAGGACGUGGAGAGUAAAAUAGUUGAUGUUUUAAAGCUGUGACCUUUGACAGCUGAUAAAGGUCAUUGACCUGAAACAUUAAUGUUGUUUGGUUAUACGGUCAUUUAAUUACUUCCUCUUUGGCAGGGAUUCAAAUGCUUUUAGUCCAUACCAAGGAUAUUAAUGUUUUCAAUUUCUUUUUUAGUGUAGUUUAGAAUCUCCAGACAUUUUUCUACUAUUUAGUGCAGCACAUCUUUUCUCAUCAGUUGGUAAUGUGCUGGAACCUCGGCUAUUAUAUAAGUUAAUGAGCAUCUGUGAGGAAUAGUUAAAUAACUUCUGAGUUUGUUCAUCAUGAUCUUAUCUACUUUUGGUCACUUUUUCUUUGUUUCGCUUCUACCUAAGCCGUUAACUGAACGUGGUCCAGAAAUUGAACAUAUUGACUUGAGAUUGUGUCCUAUGUAUACAGUUUUUUUUAAUGUAAUUAACAAAGUCAUUCAUUAUCCUUAAACAGAAAACAUGGAAUUUAUCUAAAUUGGAAUACUUAAAAAGAAUGCUGUCUGCAUAUGAUUUUAAUAUCCCAGUUUUGAAUUGUAGGUAGGCCAACAAGAUGUAUGUACAUUAAAGAAAUAUUCCCACAAAGCAAGGCCACUAACCUGUUAAUCUUUUCCAAAUUAUGCUAUUAUUCAAAUUCACCAUAGCACAAGAUUUUUAAAAGUUUUGGUGAUUUGAGUUCCAAGCACUGGUGGGUGUAAAUAUUAAAAUGAGUGAAAAGGAGAUGCAAGCACUCCCAUGCUGUUGUAUAGAGACUUUCAUAUUGAAUGUAUUGGAGAAAUGCGUAGUGUCUAAUAAUAUUUGAAGAGGGGGGCAGUUUAAUUAAAUAUUUGUAUUAUUGAAGUCUGCUCGUGACUUUUUAAUGAAGUGGUGGAUAAGAUUGAGAAAUAAAGCAGACAUUUUGACUACUGAUUAAAUUCCUUUCAUACACUGUGCAAUAAAGUCAAAAUGUGGGUCAGCAUGUUUUAAAAUUUUGUGUUGAUCUACUAACAUCUGUUUUUAUUGCUUUGAAUCUUUGUGCUGAGAGCAAAAGAUAGCUGUUUCUGCACUUGCACCUUUCUAAUGCUGUACAGCCUUCAUUUUUGAACCCAUAGAUUUGCUUUAUCACUAACUUCAAAGCUCUAUGAGUUCAGCUUUCAUUUUGUUGCUGGAUCAUGGACAACAAAGUGUUUUGAGUACUGAAGAGAUUUUUUUAAUCAUGGCUUAUAUUCAUAGAAGGUGUAAAUGUUCACUUUUAUUGUGGGAUUGCUUUAUUAAAUUUUAUGGAUGCGUUCAAGAAUUUUGAAUUGGGUUAAGCAUGUGUUAAUAUACAUGAGUUAAUGGAGUUUUUAGUCUUAAAUUAUCUGCCAGCACCUUAAUUACUGCCAGAUUAGUUCAUUUACUUAAGUUGAUGAUAAGGCUAAAUCAGUGCAGAAAAUUUCUUUCACAAAGAUUAUUCCUCAUUGGAGAUUAUUUCAUGCAAUAGACUUUGCUAGUAUGCUACAUAUUUUUAACUACCAAGCCAACAUAGCUGUGGGAAAGGAGUUUCAUUGUGAUGUGUAACAUAUACCCGAAUCUGGCAGUUUGUGCAAAUUGCUAUCCCUUUUAGUGGCUGUAUGCUUUUUUCCCCCAUUAUAAAAGAAAAUACGGUUAUCAGGUUUAUGGAGGAGUGCAGCUCCACUUGCCUGCUAUUCUUUCCUAGAGAAAAGUUUCAGAAGCAUUAUAAAAAUUGAGGGGUAAAUACUUAAGAAGCUAAGUUUGAGAAUAAAAGUUGCCUUGAUCUGAAACAAAAUGUAUAAAAUACAGGUAAGAGUUGUCUAACUUUGGGGACUUGUUUGAACUAUCCGUACCUCUUUAAAAAUUGUCAGGAUGCAUGAUUUAAUGUGUAAAUAGCCUUAUUCAUAUUUUAUUUCUAUUACCUGAUGCGUUACAGCAAAUUUUACUGAUGAAACUGAACCUACAGUUUUGAAAGCUGGCAUUCCAUUGUUCUACUUUAAGAUUGCUUUGUUACUGUACCACAUGAUACGGAGAGAGGGAAUUAAGUCUUCAAUUGCAUCAAAUUUUUCCACUUCUUCCAUUUCAUAAGAUGUGCCUCACCUGUGAUUCUUUAUCCUUAACUAUAUUGUAAGUUUUAUGAAAUACGUCUAUCAUUGGGAAAAUAAACAAUUACUACAAGCUUAUUUUUGAGAUAUUGUACAAAAUGAUGUCCAUUUGAUCUUGAAGUGGAUGGGACAUAAAAGUUAAACACUUAACUGGGUCAUUUUAGAUUUGUAUGUUUUGUCUUUUGGGUUGCAAAAAUUGAUCAUUGACUAAUAAAAUAAAUGGAAAAGUC
Molecule: messenger RNA, 7810 nt
Organism: Pristis pectinata (smalltooth sawfish)
Lineage: Eukaryota; Metazoa; Chordata; Chondrichthyes; Rhinopristiformes; Pristidae
Product: AP-1 complex subunit gamma-1-like
Biological process (GO): receptor-mediated endocytosis; Golgi to vacuole transport; intracellular protein transport
Cellular component (GO): Golgi apparatus; membrane coat; AP-1 adaptor complex
Molecular function (GO): clathrin-cargo adaptor activity
Source: RefSeq, a predicted model, not a curated record